UCCUGCCGUUGCUGCUCUCCUGCCUGCAGCCGGAAGGGGGAUGUGAUGUAAAAGCCAUUGGAGAAGUUGGAGGAUCCUGAUAUUGUUACACAAAGUAGGGAAAGCGGGAAUGUGGGGAAGGCGACUCUUGGAAGCCGGAUAAACAGGGGCCGGAGGGGCCGUACUGGGGGGCUCGGGCACAGAAGGGCAGAGAAGACCCUCAGGACAUCUGGACGGGACCCCCAGAGAUGUAGGGGGCAUUGGCGACGGCUCCCGGCCUGACUGGGCGACCACCCCACAGUCUGCGCACCUAUUGGAUUCACAAGAUGUUCCGCUGCUUCUUCCUAUUGGCUCUUCUGAGUGGGCGUGCCAAGUGUGCGGUGAUCCCCGCCUCGUGCCGCUACGCCCUGGGCAUGCACGACCGCACCAUACGGGAUGAGGAUAUCAUAGCGUCCAGCCAGUGGUACGAAUCUACCGGCCCCCAAUACGCAAGGCUGCAGCGAGAAGAAGGCGAUGGCGCUUGGUGCCCAGCGGGUCUCCUCCAACCCGAGGAUGUUCAGUACCUGCAGAUUGACCUCCACGAGCUUCAUUUCAUCACCCUGAUUGGCACCCAAGGGCGCCACGCUCGGGCGACGGGGAAGGAAUUCGCCAGGGCCUACCGGGUCGACUACAGCCGGAAUGGGGGUCGCUGGCUCUCCUGGAGAGACCACCAAGGUCAACAGGUAAUGAGGGGCAACGUUGAUGAGUACGAGGUGGUCCUGGCAGAUCUGCGGCCCCCGAUAAUCGCCCGUUACAUCAGGGUGAUCCCGGUGACCAAGGUGCCCAUGACGGUGUGUAUGCGGGUGGAGCUGUACGGCUGCAAGUGGUCCGACGGCCUGACCUCGUACAGCGUCCCCGAAGGGGAGACCUACAUUGCCCCGGGGCAACCAAUCGCCUUCCUUAACGAUUCCACCUACGACGGAUACUUGGAGAAGAGGCGCCAGUUUGGGGGCUUGGGGCAGCUGACGGAUGGGAUUCACGGAUUGGACGACUUCACCCAGAGCCUCCAGUACCGCGUGUGGCCCGGCUACGACUACAUCGGCUGGAGGAACGACAGCGCCCCCCGGGGGUACGUGGAGGUGGAGUUCCACUUCGAUCGGCCGCGCAACUUCUCCCUCAUGAAGGUGCACUGCAAUAAUCUCUUCUCCAAGGGGGUAAAGAUCUUCCAGAAGGCCGAGUGUCUGUUUAAACCCCGCCUGGAGGGCGAAUGGGAGGCGGAGCCUGUGGUGGUGCUGAUGGUGGUGGAUGAUAAGAACCCCAGUGCCAGGUUUGUCACCAUCCCGUUGCGCCAGCGCGUGGGCAGCGCCAUCUUGUGCCGAUUCUACUUUGCCGACGCCUGGAUGAUGUUCAGCGAGAUUUCCUUUGAGUCAGAUAUGGGCAUAGCCGUGCCCACCCUGGGCACCCAGUCUCCCACCUCGGCUCCGGCACAAACCACUGAGGUUCCAGUGGCUCUGCAGAACUCUACGGAGAGGAAACUGGAAACCACUUUCCCCUUCACCAUCAGCCGGCCGGUGGUCAAUCCCCCUGAGUCGAGAACCUCGGUUCUGAUUGGCUGCCUUGUGGCCAUUAUUCUCCUGCUUGUCCUGGUCAUCGUGCUGAUCCUGUGGAAGCAGUAUGUGCAGAAACGUCUGGAGAAGGCGCCUCGGCGAAUCCUGGAAGAAGACGCCACCGUCCGUCUCUCCUUCUACAGCUACACCAUCGGCAACAGUCAGCAGACCCAGAUCCACCAAUCCAAUCCCACCUACGAGCGGAUCUUCCCUCUGGACCUCGACUACCAGCAGCCGACCAAACCCCUGCGCAAACUGCCCGAGCUUUCCCAGAGCGCCGAGGACUCCGCCUGCAGCGGAGACUAUGCCGAGCCCGACCUGACCAAAUCCACCCCGCACCAGGGCUUCCAGAACAGCGUCCCCCACUACGCCGAGACGGACAUCGUCAGCCUGCAGGGGGUAACGGGGAACAACAUGUACGCGGUGCCGGCCGUCACCGUCGACUCCCUGACCAAGAAGGACAUCACCGUGGGCGAGUUCCCCCGCAACCAGCUCCGGCUCAAGGAGAAACUGGGAGAGGGGCAGUUCGGAGAGGUUCAUCUGUGUGAGGCGGAGGGGCUGCAGGAGUUCCUGGAGAUGUCGCCCAAUGAAUUCAGCGAUCAGCCCAAUAUGGUGGCCGUGAAGAUGCUGAGACCCGACGUCACCAAAACCGCCAGGAACGACUUUCUGAAGGAGAUAAAGAUCAUCUCCCGCCUGAAGCACCCCAACAUUAUCCGCCUCCUGGGGGUGUGUGUGCGGGACGACCCCCUCUGUAUGAUCACCGAGUAUAUGGAGAAUGGGGACCUCAACCAGUUCCUGUCCCAGCGGGAAAUCCGCAGCCAAUUCACCAAAGCCAACAACAUCCCGUCUGUGAGCCGGCAGAACCUCCUGUAUAUGGCCGCGCAGAUUGCCGCCGGCAUGAAGUAUCUGGCGUCGCUCAACUUUGUGCACCGGGACCUGGCGACCCGCAACUGCCUCGUGGGCAACAGCUACACCAUCAAGGUGGCCGACUUCGGCAUGAGCCGCAACCUGUACAGCGGUGACUACUACCGCAUCCAGGGCCGGGCCGUGCUGCCCAUACGUUGGAUGGCCUGGGAGAGCAUCCUGCUGGGCAAGUUUACCACCUGCAGUGAUGCCUGGGCCUUCGGGGUGACCCUGUGGGAGAUGUUCAGUCUGUGCAAGGAGCAGCCGUACAGCGUUCUAACCGACGAGCAGGUGAUCGAGAACACGGGCGAGUUCUUCCGGGACCAGGGCAGACAGAUUUACCUUUCCCAGACUCCCCUGUGCCCCGGCCCAGUCUUCGAGUUGAUGAUGCGGUGCUGGAGCCGAGACAUCAAGGACCGACCAACCUUCGAGACGAUUCACCACUUCCUGAUCGAGCAGUUGGACUGUGCCGCCUAAACCUGCCGCCUUGGGCUUGUGAGGGGGCACUAAGGACUAGUUGCCCAGCCAGCGUGGGGCAGUGUGCCUGGGACUGGACUAGCCUGGGCAACCUUUAGUUUUCUAGAUGUAGAUGGACCAAGAGACAUUGGGGGGGAAAUCUCCAGGGGCCACACCAGCAUCUCUGGGCCCUCGGACCCCUCGGUUCUGCCGGAGGCAAAGUUGCACAUCCCAACGGUCGAGCUGGGACUGAGGACUGGAAAGGAGGAGGAGCUACAUGGCUCACUGAGGCCCCUCCUCUCUGUAUGUAAAUAUAUGUGAGUGUGAGUGUGAGCGUGAGUGGGUACUUGGGCUCCCGCUGCCACUGCACAGAUUGUAUAUAUUUAUUCAGUGCCCGCCUCCCUGGCACCGACACUCUGUACAUAGAAGCCAAUCAUCUCCUGUGCCCUCGGGGGGGGGGGGGGCAAUUCCUCUCGCCCAAUCGGACACAGGACCAAGGAUGCCAACGCCCGUGUGAUGGCACGAAGGGUGAGAAAGGGCCCCCCCCCGGGAGUGAAGGGGUUAAUAGCCUAAUGUGUGGGCGGUGCCAAGCAGGGGGCCGGCACAGGGAUUGCCCCGCCCACCUGUAUCACAAACAGUUAAUGGCCGUGGGCAGCGCUGAUUAAUUACCACUAAACGAGCGGGGUGAUCGGAUUGCAAGCAGUUUGGCGCACUGGUAGUUAACCCUUCUGUGCCCCCCAGGACUGCACAGGGCACCGGUAUAACCACUAGGGGGUCCCGCUGAUUAACCCUUUCAGGGGCGCUGACUAUUGUGUUUUAUAACCACUUGCCCUCUGCUCCCCCCGAGAUAAAGAGGGGCACCCUCUACUGCCCCAAGUGCCAACUGUGCCCGGUUACUGGUGCCGCCCCGGCCGGUCCCCCCCCCUCGACCCGGCGCCGAUAGCGAGAGAGUUGUUUCUCCCACACUGGAUUUGUAUCUGAUGAAUGUCACUCACGGGUCCCCCAAAUAUUGUUUUACGGACCCAGUAAUGUGGGGGGGGGGGUUGGUUCUGUUGAUACUGUACUACUGUCACGCUGCAGAGACUGGGUCUGUGGGAUUAUCUGUAGCCGCAAUGGACUGAAGUGCAAUGGGAAUCUGUAUUGCCCAAUAAAUAUGAGCCGGAUCUUUCCAA
Molecule: messenger RNA, 4096 nt
Organism: Xenopus tropicalis (tropical clawed frog)
Lineage: Eukaryota; Metazoa; Chordata; Amphibia; Anura; Pipidae
Gene: ddr2l
Product: discoidin domain receptor tyrosine kinase 2 like
Exons: 17
Coding region: 306-2945 (879 amino acids)
Biological process (GO): cell surface receptor protein tyrosine kinase signaling pathway; collagen-activated tyrosine kinase receptor signaling pathway; regulation of extracellular matrix disassembly
Cellular component (GO): plasma membrane; membrane
Molecular function (GO): protein tyrosine kinase activity; kinase activity; transmembrane receptor protein tyrosine kinase activity
Source: RefSeq, a predicted model, not a curated record